This is a messenger RNA of Diaporthe citri, 1434 nucleotides long. RefSeq lists its product as uncharacterized. Lineage: Eukaryota; Fungi; Ascomycota; Sordariomycetes; Diaporthales; Diaporthaceae. The record is from RefSeq and is a predicted model, not a curated record. Gene Ontology annotation, molecular function: glutathione gamma-glutamate hydrolase. Gene Ontology annotation, biological process: glutathione catabolic process. Bases 1 to 1434 code for a protein of 477 amino acids. The transcript has 3 exons. Gene Ontology annotation, cellular component: plasma membrane.
AUGGUGGCCACAAACCUCUGUGUCGGCGUGAUAGGCAUGUACCACUCGGGCAUCGGAGGCGGAGGUUUCGCCCUCGUCCGUGAUUCAAAUGGCAAGUACGAGACGAUAGACUACCGAGAAUCCGCGCCAGCCGCCGCCUAUGAGGAUAUGUACCAGGGGAAUCUCGAGGGCGCCAUCUGGGGCGGGUUAUCCGUGGCCGUCCCUGGCGAGCUGAAAGGCCUUGAAUAUCUGCAUAACAAAUACGGCUCAUUACCAUGGUCUUAUCUCGUGCUCCCUGCAGAGUAUCUGGCACGAUAUGGAUUCAAUGUGACCGAGGAUUUGGUACGAUACAUGGACAACGCCAUCACCGGUCCGAGGGGUAACUACUUGGUCGAGGAUCCCAUCUGGGCCGAAGACUUCGCACCAAACGGCCAUCUUCUCCAGCUUGGAGACGUAGUAACAAGGAAGAGAUAUGCAGAUACAUUGGGGAAGAUCGGCAGGCAUGGAGUCAGCGCCUUCUACGAGGGCGAACUAGCGGAGGAAAUGGUCAAGGUGACCCAAGAAACCAACGGGACACUCACUCUGGACGACCUGAAGUCGUACAAGGCCCUGCCAAAGCGGCCCAUCAGCAUCGACUUCCGCGGCUUCAAGCUCUACUCGACCGGGCGCCCCCAGCUCCGGCGCCAGGCCAUGCGCUUCGCCUACGGCGCGCGCCUCGAGCUAGGCGACCCGGAUUACCUCCCCGGCGUCGAGGCCUUCGAGGACGCGCUGCUGAGCGCGCAGAACGCGCGGGCCAUCCGCGCCCGCAUCAACGACAGCAGCACGCUGCCCUUGGAAGAGUACGACCCGCGCGGCGAGUACGCGGCCGAGAGCCACGGGACGUCACACAUCGUGGCGGCGGACGGGUCCGGGCUGACCAUCUCGUCGACGACGACGGUGAACCUGCUCUUUGGGGCGCAGAUCAUGACGCCCCGCAGCGGCAUCAUCCUCAACGACGAGAUGGCCGACUUCAGCACCCCGGGGGCCCGCAACGUCUUCGGGUUCGCGCCGUCGCCGGCAAACUUCAUCCGCCCGGGCAAGCGGUGCAUGAGCUCCAUCACGCCCAUCAUCGCCGAGUUCCCCAACGGGACCGUCUUCUUCGUCACGGGCGCCGCGGGCGGGAGCAGGAUCAUCUCGUCGACCACGCUGACGGCGUGGCACCUGCUCGAGCACGGCAUGGACAUGCGGGAGGCGGUGGCCGAGCCGAGGUUCCACGACCAGCUUAUCCCGAAUCAGGCUGAGUUUGAGUGGACUUAUGAUAACGGCACCGUGGGCGCCAUGGUCGAGAAGGGGCAUAAGAGGAAGUGGGUGCGGCUCGGGGUUAGUGCCGUGCAGGGGAUCCAGAGGCUGUGGGAUGGGACGUUCCUGGGUGUGGGAGAGCCAAGACAGAAGAAUAGCGGUGGUCUAUCUGUCUAA